Molecule: messenger RNA, 282 nt
Organism: Racocetra persica
Lineage: Eukaryota; Fungi; Glomeromycota; Glomeromycetes; Diversisporales; Gigasporaceae
Source: the annotation of a GenBank genome assembly
CAGCAAAAUUAUCUAUGAAAUUGGGGAAAAAUUGGACCAAAUUAUUGAUAGUCAACAAGAAAUAGAAGAAGUUGAGGAAAUCGUGGGAACAGCGGUCGUGAAAGUAGUUUUUGAAUUUUCCAAAGGCAAUAUUGCGGGUUGUCAAGUAACUGAGGGCAAAAUUAGCCGUAAUAAGCGGGUUUAUGUGUUGCGUGGUAAAGAAGCCCAGAAAAUUUUCACCGGUGAAAUUAAAAGUUUAGAGAGUAAUAAAGCGGAAAAAAACGAAGUCAGCAGUGGUCAGGA